CUCUAACCGCAAAAGUUCAAUCAAAUAUGCUUACUACUUAUAUACUAAUGUGUCUAGUAAGUAGCGUACGUAGUAGUGCUACAUAAUGUCGGUACAUACAUACAAUUUAUGUGUGAUAGACGUAUGAUAGGCCGUAAAAAACAUCCAAACAUCAACCCGAAUACAUACAUGUAGUACUACAUAUAAAUAUCACAACAGCUAUCACGCGAUAGCACCAAGAUCUCCAAUUACUGCCUAGGUACCUAACCUUCAAGGCCAUGCUACGAAAAGGCAGCCUGGCCAUAAUAAUCGACCUCAUCUCUGCUAGCGCUCCCCGAACCCGAACCAUGACUUCUUCAUCGCGAUCCGCCGGCCCUAUCCACUUUGGCCCGUUUGAGGUCACAUCUCAGGUCUUCCUCACAACCCCCCACUCCUUCGCCCUCGUCAACCUCAAGCCCUUGCUGCCCGGCCACGUCCUAGUGUGUCCGCGGCAGCCGCACCGGCGACUCACCGAGCUUACGGCCCCGGAGCUGACGGAUCUGUUCCAGGCCGUGCAGCGCGUGCAGCGCAUGCUCGCGUGGCACUACUUUACCUCACAACAAUCAGAUGCGUCAAUCAAUAACAACAACACGCCAGCAGCCCGCAGUCCAGAGGCCGGCGCCUUCAACAUCGCGAUCCAGGACGGCGUCGAGGCGGGGCAGACCGUCUCCCACCUACACGUGCACGUGAUCCCGCGGAUCCGCGGCGCGACCGCGAAGGAGGAGGCCGGGCCGGGGGACCAGAUCUACGAGUCGAUGGCUGCCGAGGAUGGGAAUGUCGGCGGUGCUUUAUGGGACCGCGAACUGAAAAGGCUCCGCUCGCAGCUCGGCGAUAGGCCGGAGGCGGGCGGUGCGUUCCAGAGCAUCGAGGACUCGGAGCGGCACCCGCGGUCGGCGGAGGAGAUGGAAUCGGAGGCGAGGAUGUUCCGCGGCGUGCUAGAAGCGAUGCAAGGGGCGGAUAGGUGACAGCUACACCCGCCAAAUUACUAGGUUAGGUAUCUACCGAUGGAUUUCAGCCGAGAAAGCGGGACAACACGCGACGAGGUAAGGGUUAGCUUCAUCAAUAGGCAUUUGUAUUAACCAGCAGUG
This is a messenger RNA of Hypoxylon fragiforme, 1106 nucleotides long. Its product is annotated as HIT-like protein. The transcript has 3 exons. The coding region runs from base 258 to 983 and encodes 241 amino acids. Gene Ontology annotation, molecular function: catalytic activity. The record is from RefSeq and is a predicted model, not a curated record. Lineage: Eukaryota; Fungi; Ascomycota; Sordariomycetes; Xylariales; Hypoxylaceae.